Molecule: messenger RNA, 3001 nt
Organism: Chlamydomonas reinhardtii
Lineage: Eukaryota; Viridiplantae; Chlorophyta; Chlorophyceae; Chlamydomonadales; Chlamydomonadaceae
Exons: 9
Coding region: 151-1338 (395 amino acids)
Molecular function (GO): protein-disulfide reductase activity
Source: RefSeq, a predicted model, not a curated record
UACUCAUACAAGAGCCUUGAGCAUACUGCAUCCAACUAUCUCUCCGCCCUACCUGGUCCCAGCUAGCAAGCGUCAAUCAACAUCACACAAAAGUCUGCAACAGUCUUCGGACCCCAACUCAGAGGCCCGCGUUUCCGUCGCCGCGACCAAAUGGCGUUUUCGCUACUCACUUCCAGCCGCGCUGCCCAGCAGGCGGCGUCAGUGCGGGGCAAGGCGUCACGUCGCCAGGCCCAGCCGGCCGCGCCUGCGCCUGCGAAUGCUGCUACUGCCAGCUGCAGUGGUCGUGUGGAGCCUGUGCAUCCUGCCGGGCUGUGGGGACGGCGCGCGAGCAUCGAACGGUCGCGGUACCUUCUUCGCGUAGCUGCCGACCCCAGCCUUGCGCAGCCCAGCACGAGCCUAGAGAAGCACCAGAUGCACAAGAACCAGCCCGAGAAGCACGAUGAGGUGUAUGACAUGAGCACCUGUCCUAUGGGUGGUGUGGAGGCCAUCAUGCGCAAGGAGUCGCAGGGUAUCCUGACCACAACUCCGGACGUCACCCUCGCCGCGAUUAUCCCGAAGUUGAACAAAGUCACCGGCCUGCCCGUUCUGGACGCGGAGGGCAAGGUGGUAGGCGUCAUCAGCCGCAAGGACAUCAUCCGCGUGCGCAAGUCGGGCAGCACCAUGACGGAGCUGGUGAAGAAGCACAUGACCUCGCCCGCCAUCACCGUGUCCAUCAGGGCCACGGUGCAGGAGGCCGCCGACAUCAUGCUCAAGUACGGCAUCCGCCGCCUUCCAGUGGUGGACACCGACGGCCGGCCCCUGGGCCUGGUGUCGCGCUCGGAUAUCUUCAAGCCGCUGGGCGACUACACCAAGGUCAUGGAGGAGGAGCUGGCCAUGCUGGCGGGCAAGGGCAGCUGGCAGAUCAAGUACCUGUUCGACGGCAGCUGUCCCAUCUGCUCGUCCAUGAAGGAGCUGUUGGAGCGCCAGGACAAGGGUGCCGGCCGCAUCAUCUUUGUGGACGUGUCGUCCAGCAAGUAUCGCCCCUCCAAGAACAUGGGCAUCAGCCAGGAUGAGGCCAUGACCACCAUCCACUCCAUCCGCCCCGACGGCUCCGUGCUGCAGGGCACCGACGCCAUCCGCGCCAUGUACACGGUGGUGGGCCUGGGCUGGCUGGCCUUCCUCAUGGAGCUGCCGCUGUUCACACAGGCUGUGGACGCGCUGUACGACUUCAUUAGCCGCAACCGCAUUUCGCUGGGCAGCGCCAUGGACACACUGCUGGCGGGCAAGAAGCUGCAGAUGAGCAAGCAGGGCGUCACCACCUGCUCCGACGUGGACGAGGAGUGCAGCGUGGACUGGUAAACAACACGGCAAAGCGACAGCCGCGGCCGCGGCGGCAGGAGCCCUGCAGCAGCAGCUGCUGCAGCUGCUGAUGCUACAGCAAUGGCGGCAGCAGCAGCAGUAGUACGUGGUGGCGCAGCACGCCACGCAGGACGGCUUCUGCGUGGACAGCAGCCGGCACUGGAGCAAGGUCUGAGCGAUCUUAGAGCGGGCGUUGGCGCGGGAGCGCGAAGCGGACAUCGGCAGUUCGGCACUGGGCCCGGCGCAUGGUGUGGGGCGCGGGAGCAUGCAUCUUGGGAGCAUCCGUUUAAUGCGCAGCGGCGGCGGCGUGCAUGGCAGCGGUGUGCAGCGUCCGCAGCAGCGUGCGCAGCUGCGCCGCUCGUGCACCACACGCAUUAUGACCGGUGACGGGCAAGGACCGAUGAUGGGCAAUGUGUCACGUGCGCGGACUCUCGGGUUGCGGCAUGCGCUAUCGUUCCUCACACGGGACGCCUGCGGGACGUGAUCUGGUCAAGAGCGCAAUGGCACCGUAUGGCGCCUUUGGCAAGGGAGGUUGAAGAGCUCUUUCAUUUCGCGGGGGUGGCGGCGUUUCCAAUUGAUCCUUAGUUUAUUUAGAUGAGUAGGGAUGCACUGUGUCUGUUGCUUUCUAUUCGCUGCUGGUGCCCGCUGCAUUGGCGGCGCCGGCGCGGCCGGAACCCGAGCGGCACGCGCGGCCUCCGUGAAACGACUCCGGCGCAGCUAGCAUCGGGGCCGUGCUGGGAGGUGGCGGCAGCGUUAUGCGUCGAUCAGGCGGAACGUUCUUCCGAUUUCAUUCGCGUGAGGGGUCAGAGCUUGGCAUAGCGAGAUAAACGUCUUCGUGCGUAGUGCGCGUGACACCAGAGUGCAGAAUUGCAUGGGCGCGGCGGCGGGAUUGGUGCAGGUCGGACACUCGCCACGCGUCGGCACUGGACGCAAACCUUCCCACUGCUGCGCAGGCUGUGGCCGCUGUGUUGCCUGCCUGCACGCCCCUUCUGAGAGGCGCCGGUGUGAUGACGGCGAUUGUCCUUCCCAUCCUCUUCGGUGUCUGUGCGCGAGUCGUAGCAAUAAGUUGGUUUGCGGGAGAUAUAGUAUUUCAGAUAAUUACGGAUGCGGGCGGUGGGGGUCCGAAUGCGACGCCUGCGCGCAUGGGGUUACGCCGGACCACACGCGUGGGUUCAGGAGUCAGGACCCUUCGUGAACCGUCUGCAGAUCAGGGCGAGGGGCGAGCGGUCGGUCCCAUGUGGUGCGAAUGGGGGGUACUUGAAGGACAUUCGAGCCAUCCUCGGAAGUGGCGGACGGAGGUGGCGCGGGGUCUGAUGUGUGGUGGGAGUCCCCUACACCAGAUGGGGUGCUGCGUAGUUGACGGACGCGACAGCGGAGGCUUUUGAGGUCGAUAAUGUACACAGUAUUUCGGCAUUGCGGCAUCAGUUAUAUUAUUAUUUGGAUGCGCCGUUACCAGGCUAGGACAGGCGGCUCUCCAACGUCAUGUUCGCUUGUGUUGCGGUUUAUCAAGCACGUCGAUAACAGGCGAUGAAGGGUAACGCGCACGGUCCACUGACAGUUUUGCGCACGGCACCUUGCGGUCAGGAGGCCACCAAGUCGAAACGAAGAAUUAGGAAGGGGCUUAUGGACGAGGCUCAAUCCGUGCAUGUAAAUCACGUCAACU